UCGUUCGCGAGAGGAGCGGUGUGCCCGGUGUGCCGCGCACUGCGGACUGCGGCACGGACAUUCCAGGGCCGUGUCGGCCGUGUGCACCGCACUCUGCAGCGUUGCCGCUACCGCCUUUCUUGGAUUAACCAGUGCAGUGUUGUGUGUUGGUGUGAGUGAGUGAGUGAGUGUCUGUGCAUUGUUGUGAUCGGGGCAGUGCCAGGCAGUGCCGGUGCGGCGUCGCCGGCGAGGCUGACAGCGUUUGCUCGUCAGGGUGUCAGUGCAAAGAGUGAAUCGCUGCCGAGUGCAAGGACCGGCCUUGUCGGGACCGGCAAGCCAAGCGGCAAGCCGGACAAGACUCGCCGGCUGAUUGGUUGUGGAGCACCCGUCUAGCCGUCGCGUGGCUGUGCGCGGCCCGUGCAGUCCGAGGACGGGGCGAAGCGCACCUAGUGCAUCCAGCUCAGCUCGACGACGACCAUCGUCCCAUCGUCACUGUGACAGGUGCCGCCAUGGCUAGCUGACCGCCGCCCAGGACGCCGACGACGCCCUGGCGCUGAAGGGGCCGACGGAGCCACGGGGAGGCCGGCGCUGACGACGACGACGACCCGAGGCUGGUAGCAGCACCGCAGCAGCAGACAUGGGUCCCCGCGUGCUGCCCCGCCUCGUGCCCAGGAAGUCGCUGGUGCUCAAGCUGGCCGUGCUGCUGGGCGCGGUGUGGCUCACCGUCGCCUUCCUGCUGUCGGCCGAGCAGCGCGCCGGCUCCCUGGGCGUGGGCACCGGCGAGGACGUGGGCGUCAACAUGGCCGGCAACCUGGUGGACAGCAACUUCCUCGGCGACGACGGCCCCGGCGCGCAGCCCUUCAUCGCCUCGCGGACGCACCACCGCGAGAGCCCCGCCGCGCCGCCGCGAGGGGCUCCAGACGGUCCAGAAAAUGGCGGCGGGGUGCUGGCCGCCCCCAAGAGCCCCGAGGAGCUGGACGCGUCCAAGAAGGAGGAGCUGUACGGCGAGAUGGGCAAGCCCGUGGUGCUGGGCAACCUGACGGCCGACGUCAAGAAGCUGGUGGACGAGGGCUGGGCCAAGAACGCCUUCAACCAGUACGUGUCGGACCUCAUCUCGGUGCACCGCAAGCUGCCCGACCCCAGGGACCACUGGUGCAAGGAGCCCGGCCGGUACCGGGAGAACCUCCCCCAGACGUCCGUCAUCGUGUGCUUCCACAACGAGGCGUGGUCCGUGCUGCUGAGGACGGUGCACUCGGUGCUGGACCGGUCGCCGGCGCACCUCAUCAAGGAGAUCAUCCUGGUGGACGACUUCUCCGACAUGCCCCACCUCAAGCUGCAGCUGGAGGAGUACUUCACGAGCUACCCCAAGGUGCGCAUCAUCCGCGCCCCGAAGCGCGAGGGUCUGAUCCGCGCCAGGCUGAUGGGCGCGCGCUACGCCACCGCCCCCGUGCUCACGUACCUCGACUCGCACUGCGAGUGCGGCGAAGGCUGGCUGGAGCCGCUGCUGGACCGCAUCGCGCGCAACAAGACGACCGUGGUGUGCCCCGUCAUCGACGUGAUCGACGACACGACGCUCGAGUUCCACUGGCGGGACUCGGACGGCGUGUCCGUGGGCGGCUUCGACUGGAACCUCCAGUUCAACUGGCACGCCGUGCCCGAGCGCGAGCGCAAGCGGCACUCCAACUCGGCCGAGCCCGUCUGGAGCCCCACCAUGGCCGGCGGCCUGUUCAGCAUCGACAAGAGCUUCUUCGAGCAGCUGGGCACUUACGACAGCGGCUUCGACAUUUGGGGAGGGGAAAAUUUGGAGCUGUCUUUCAAGACGUGGAUGUGCGGUGGCACAUUGGAGAUAGUACCCUGUUCGCAUGUUGGUCACAUUUUCCGAAAGCGCUCACCUUACAAGUGGAGAUCAGGUGUGAAUGUGCUGAAGCGGAAUUCAAUACGUCUCGCUGAGGUGUGGAUGGACGACUAUGCAAAGUACUACUAUCAAAGGAUUGGCAAAGAUUUGGGUGACUUUGGAGAUGUCUCUUCUCGAAGAGAACUGCGCCGAAAUUUGGGCUGCAAGUCAUUUAAGUGGUAUUUAGAUAACAUCUACCCAGAAUUAUUUGUUCCUGGCGAAGCUGUUGCAUCAGGAGAGGUCCGCAAUAUGGGUUACGGUGCAAAGACUUGUCUGGAUUCGCCAGCACGCAAGAAUGACCUGCACAAACCAGCAGGACUUUAUCCUUGCCAUGGUCAAGGAGGCAACCAGUACUGGAUGCUGAGUAAAACCGGUGAGGUGCGGAGGGAUGAGGCCUGUCUGGAUUACUCAGGCCAAGACGUCAUACUGUACCCAUGCCAUGGAUCCAAGGGUAAUCAGUAUUGGCAGUACCAUCCAGAGACUAUGCUGUUGCAACAUGGCAGCAGUAAAAAGUGUCUGGCUAUCACAGAAAGCAAGCAGAGGCUUGUAAUGGAAGAAUGUAAUUCAUCAAGUCCCCAUCAACGAUGGAAGUUUGAAAAUUAUGAUUCCAGUAAAUUAUAAAUACUUUUAAUUCACCAAGCUAUCUAAUUGUGCCAUUUUUGAGAUUUAAGUGAUGAAUGGUGGAACCCAUCAUCAUUGAACUCAUUUCCUGAGACAUUUUGUGCAACAGGGACAGUGCUUUCAAGAAGUAUCAAGAGUCAUACUACGAGGGAGUGAAAACUUGAGUGCAUCACUACAGUUACCGUUCAAGUGGCAUUAUUUGGACUGAGUAAACUCACAGCCAUUGUUGCUUGUUCUCAGAUUUUAGAAUCUACUAAGAAGAUUUUUGUUUUAAUUUCCAAUGAUGUGCCGUGUAGUAUUUUAAAGUAUGGACCAAACAAAGUUUUGGAAGAAUCAUUUAAUAUGUUUUUAUUGGCCAUGAAAAAUGCCAACCCUUUAAGAGUUAAAAAAUAAAAAUUGAUUUGCUGUGCAAGUUGCAUAUAGAUUGUACAUCUGAAUCACUGAUUCAAUGAAUCAAUGGUUCAGGUGAUUGUUCUACUGACUGGUUUUCUUUUCGUUAUUGUAUGUCAUGCUAGAGCAGAGUGUAUUUGUGCUCUGUUUAGAUGAAUCAUAUCAGAGUGAUUGACUAAAAUAUGUGUGCCAGGAGAAUGAUUGGAGUCUAUGGUGAUAGUUUGUGUGAAUGGGUGCAGCCAAUGUUAAAUUGAUUUGAGUCAAGUCUAAACACAUCAAUAUUUGCUCAUUAGUAGAGUUAAUGUGCUGUUUGUACUCCACAAGGGAAAUUGAGGGGUGCUCUCUACUUUCUAGUGCUUAAAAACAUUAUGAAAGUUAAAUCAACACUGAAAAGUGUCCUUUCAAAUUUAAAUUGAGUUAGGCAAUUAAUUUUUUUU
Thrips palmi is the source of this 3321-nucleotide messenger RNA. RefSeq names its product putative polypeptide N-acetylgalactosaminyltransferase 9 (gene Pgant9). The coding region runs from base 617 to 2494 and encodes 625 amino acids. The transcript is spliced from 11 exons. Gene Ontology annotation, cellular component: Golgi apparatus. The record is from RefSeq and is a predicted model, not a curated record. NCBI's taxonomy places the organism in Eukaryota, Metazoa, Arthropoda, Insecta, Thysanoptera, Thripidae.